Ricinus communis (castor bean) is the source of this 1729-nucleotide messenger RNA. Its product is annotated as formamidase. Lineage: Eukaryota; Viridiplantae; Streptophyta; Magnoliopsida; Malpighiales; Euphorbiaceae. Gene Ontology annotation, molecular function: hydrolase activity, acting on carbon-nitrogen (but not peptide) bonds, in linear amides. The coding region runs from base 169 to 1527 and encodes 452 amino acids. The transcript has 7 exons. The record is from RefSeq and is a predicted model, not a curated record.
AAAAAGAAAAAGAAAAGUCUAUGGCUCAAAUCAUGGCUGUCGAUGCAGCAAGUGAUAGUGAAGGUAGCAAUAGCAAUAUUUGAGUUACUCCAGUGAAACCCCUUAUUGACAUGCCUAACUUCCCUUGCUUCCUGAUCACCGUUUCAAGAUUGAAAAUUGGUGAGAGCUAUGGCUCAAUACGGUGCAAGACUGGUCUUUCCGGUAGACGUGAGGAAAAAGCCAUGGGAGCAGAAACUUCCUCUUCACAAUCGGUGGCACCCAGACAUACCCCCAGUUGCAGAGGUCACAGCUGGAGAGCUUUUCAGGGUUGAGAUGGUGGACUUCAGUGGGGGUGGUAUUACGCAACAGAACACUGCAGAGGACAUCAAACAUGCUGAUCCUUCUAUUGUCCAUUAUCUCAGUGGACCAAUCAAAGUUGUGGACAAGGAAGGAAUUCCAGCGAAGCCGGGUGAUCUCCUUGUGGUCGAAAUAUGCAACUUGGGUCCUCUCCCUGGGGAUGAAUGGGGUUACACAGCAACAUUUGACAGAGAAAAUGGUGGGGGAUUUUUGACUGAUCAUUUUCCUUGCGCAACGAAAGCUAUUUGGUACUUUGAAGGAAUAUAUGCCCACUCUCCUCACAUACCAGGGGUACGAUUUCCAGGUUUGACUCACCCUGGAAUAAUUGGAACUGCACCGUCAGCAGAACUCCUAAAUAUAUGGAAUGAAAGGGAAAGAGAAGUUGAAGAAAAUGGCCUUAAAUCUUUCAAACUAUGUGAGGUUUUGCAUUCUAGACCGCUAGCAAAUCUUCCGUCAACAAAAGGAUGCCAUCUGGGAAAGAUCCAGAAAGGAACUCCAGUGUGGGAAAAGAUUGCCAAGGAAGCAGCAAGAACAAUACCAGGAAGAGAGAAUGGGGGAAACUGUGACAUAAAAAAUCUCAGUAGAGGUUCGAAAAUAUACCUCCCAGUGUUUGUAGAAGGAGCUAAUCUUAGUACUGGUGACAUGCACUUCUCUCAGGGGGAUGGUGAAGUCUCAUUCUGUGGGGCAAUUGAGAUGAGUGGUUUCCUAGAGCUCAAGUGUGAAAUUAUAAGGGGUGGAAUGAAAGAGUACCUUACACCAAUGGGGCCAACUCCUCUUCAUGUGAACCCAAUUUUUGAGAUAGGCCCCGUUGAGCCAAGAUUCUCAGAGUGGUUGGUAUUUGAGGGCAUCAGUGUUGAUGAGGGUGGAAGGCAGCACUACCUAGAUGCAAGUGUUGCUUAUAAGCGUGCAGUGCUCAAUGCCAUUGAUUACCUCUCUAAAUUCGGUUACUCCAAGGAACAGAUGUAUCUCCUACUAUCAUGCUGCCCAUGUGAAGGAAGGAUUUCUGGGAUAGUUGAUUCUCCAAAUGCUGUUGCAACUCUGGCCGUUCCAACAGCCAUCUUUGACCAGGAUAUUCGUCCUAAAGCAAGCAAGGUGCCCGUUGGGCCCCGGCUAGUGAGGAGGCCAGAUGUCCUCAAAUGUACCUAUGAUGGAACUUUGCCAAUCACAAAAAAUCCCAGUGCCAUGGCAUGACUACAAUUGAAGUGCUUCUCAAAAGCAGCAGAAGAUUCAGGCUACAUAUUCCUUGCCAUAUUGCAUAAAUUUACGAAUCAAUGACACGUGUUUGUAUGUAUAGAUGGAUGAACAAAGACAUGGUCAAAAGGCCUUCAAUGCCUGUCAAGUAUGUAAACAUCUGAAAGGCAACUGUUUUUAAAAGCUCCCUAUCUUUUUAACA